UCCGUUGCAUUUUCAGCUCCAAAUUAUGAGUUCUAGAAAGCAAGGCGUGCCCUGUAGUGCAUCGUCGGUCCAGGUGCAUAUAUGUAACCAACAUAUGUGCCCCUGGUCCUCAGCAUCCUUUCCAGCCAGCUCUUAUACCCCGUGAUUGGUGAGCAUGUCAUGGCAACCGCAUUGUACACUAAUAUUGGACCUAACAACCUUUGGUUCUAUGUUAAGCAUUCUCUUGUUGGUAUCUGACGUUCUGACGUUGGGUCUGUUUACAAGAGCAAUUUAUUUGCGUUAUUUACAAGCUCAUAAUCCAAAUCUAUUGUAUCGUCAAUUGCACGAUGGCCGUGGUCUCUCUAUCUAUAUUCCCAUACCGCUACUCCUAGAAGAUACCUUCUCCCUGUUCCGCUUUGGUACACUAGCAUUUGAUUGCCAAUGAUAUUACAAAUGAGAAGUGACAUACUCGUGGUAUAAUAC
Messenger RNA from Xylaria bambusicola, 462 nucleotides. RefSeq lists its product as uncharacterized. The record is from RefSeq and is a predicted model, not a curated record. The coding region runs from base 155 to 424 and encodes 89 amino acids. The transcript has a single exon. NCBI's taxonomy places the organism in Eukaryota, Fungi, Ascomycota, Sordariomycetes, Xylariales, Xylariaceae.